Messenger RNA from Lobosporangium transversale, 3511 nucleotides. RefSeq lists its product as hypothetical. Gene Ontology annotation, biological process: chromatin remodeling. Bases 180 to 3494 code for a protein of 1104 amino acids. Lineage: Eukaryota; Fungi; Mortierellomycota; Mortierellomycetes; Mortierellales; Mortierellaceae. Gene Ontology annotation, cellular component: RSC-type complex. Gene Ontology annotation, molecular function: protein binding; chromatin binding. The record is from RefSeq and is a predicted model, not a curated record. The transcript is spliced from 13 exons.
AUUCUUUAUAAAGUUUUUCUUGAUCUCGUCCUACAAUCCAAAAAAUCUAGCCUGCCUGAUCUCAUCCUCGAAUGCUAGGCACAACGAAUACAUUGACAUAAUAGCCCCUGAUAUAUCUUGACAGCUGCACGCCUUGUACAUUCCACACACCGAUACUUGUACUCAGGUUAGACAACAGGAUGCCUCCAAGGAGACAGGGCGAGAGCAGUAGCUCAAUCACAGAGGGUCUUCCCCUCAGCAAUAAAAAGGAAGCAAUGGCACAAAUUCUGGAUCGACUCGUGAGUCUCACAGACAAGAGUGGGCGGCUGAUCGCGGAUCUUUUCAUGGAGCUGCCGGAUCGGGAGGAAUAUCCAGACUACUAUAUGACAAUAAAGAAUCCAAUAGCAUUCGAUGUCAUUAGAGAUCGCUUGGAGGCUGGAGCAUAUGACGUCGACAACAUCACUCAUUUUGCCAAAGAUCUCAGGACAUUGACCGCAAAUGCCAAGGAGUAUAAUCGUAAAGGAUCACCUAUUCAUAGGGAUGCGAUCACAUUAGAGAACCACAUUGAAGCCGCUAUGCAAGUCCUACUAGAGGAUGGAAACCACCAGGAAGAUCAAGAGAAGUUUUCAAUCGAUUUUUGUAACCGUGUAUUGAAAACAAUCAAGAACCACAAGGAUGGGAGUGGCCGCUUGAUGUCUGAACUGUUUUUAGAGUUGCCGAGCCAUGAAGAGUAUCCGGACUAUUAUGAAGAGAUUGCUCGUCCUAUUGCACUGGAUGGAAUCAAGAAGAAGAUCAACAGCGGUGCCUACAAGACCCUAGGAAGCUUUGAAGAUGACUUUGAAUUGAUGUUUGAGAAUGCAAAACAGUACAAUGCUGAAGGAUCGGAUGUUUAUUUGGAUGCUGAAGAGCUGCAGCAAUUAUUCUGGAAGGAGAUUGGUAAAGAUGGGAAAGGUCAUUCAAAGAACAAGCACGGAAGAAAGCAUGCUAAGGAAUUGACUCAAGUGGCACAUAAUGGUGUGAGUUAUCAUAUUGGCGAUUUUGUCCACCUUCGGAAUGAUCAGGAUCUAUCCAAACCAAUCAUUGCUCUUAUCUUCAACCUCUGGGAAGACGAAAAUGGGAAGACUGGGCUGGAUGCUACUUGGUUUCUGCGGCCUGAACAGACCGUCCACCCCUAUUCUAGUCGAUUCUAUCCUUCUGAAGUCCUCAAAGCAUCAGGAUCACACGAGCAUUUGGUAGAUGAGAUCCAAGAAAAGUGCUUCGUGCUUUAUACAAGAGAUUAUAUUCGUGGAAGACCAAUUGAGUGGAAGCAGGGGCAGAGUAUCUAUCUAUGUGAACAACGUUAUAACGAAACUUACAAAUCAGUUUCCAAGAUCAAGAACUGGGCUAGCUGUCUACCUCCGGGUCACAAACCCAGUGAUAUGAAGUUAAACUUGUUUCCUGAGCCGCUUGUCCUCAAAAAGUUGCCCAGUGCGUCCAUGGUAGACAGAGCAGGGAAGCAUGAUUCGAGCGAGGCUACAUCGCGCUCCAGCACACCACAGGAUAUUUCAUUAAGCUCCAGGUCUGCUUCGACUGGAGGUAUCAAGCGUAAUUCGCUUAAUCAACAUAUAAGUUCUACUCAGAAAGCGCACCCAACGCAGCACACACCACCUCAGCAAUGGGUUCGGUGUAACUACUCAAGCUUGAGCACUGGAUUGCAAUGCUCGGCCGUAUUUUCAACCCAAGCUGAUCUUCAGCGACAUGUGGCCACAGAGCAUGCCAUUAUCCAGCAUGUAUCAGCGCCCCCAGCAAUGAAGCGUGGGCGUCCCAGGAAAAAUCCCCUUCCAGCAACAGCUGCAGCACCCACACCCGGAAACACCCAAUCCAGUACACCGCAACAACCUGCGAUGAACCAGACAGUAACAUAUCCACAACAAGCGUACAAUCCUUACAACCCACCUGGACAAUAUGGUGCACCUCCGCGACCGGGCAUGCAGGGUCAAAUGAUGCAGCCUGGUAUGACUUAUCAACAACAGCCCCAGAUGCACCUUAUCCAGCAGCAGCAGCAGCCACAGCAACAGCAACGGAAUGCAUCAUAUCAUCAGCCUCCUCUCAGUCAGCCACUUCAGUCUGGACAGCCCCGAUCUCAAACAUAUCCACAGGGAGGUGUUUAUAGCCAGCCGUAUCCACAACAACAGCCACCACAUUCGCAGCAUGCGCAGUAUGCUCAGCAACAGCCAUUCAAUCAGUCUCAAUUUUCACCAGGGUUCCCCUCACCAGGCUAUCCUCAACAACAACCACAAUAUACGAGUCCUUUUACACCUCAGCAGCAACAGCAAUUUAUGAUGCAGCAACAGUCGCAGCAACAUCCGACUCAACAGGUUCAGCAACAGCCUUUUGGGCAGCCUUAUCCCAAUCAGUCGCCACAUCUGCAACAACAGCUCGUACAGCAACAGCAGCUUGCUCAACAGCAACAACUUGCUCAGCAACAACACCUUGCUCAACAGCAACAGCUUGCUCAGCAGCAACAGUUAGUCCAACAACAACAACUGGCUCAACAACAACAAUUGGCCCAACAACAACAGCUGGCUCAGCAACAGCAACUGGCUCAGCAACAGCAACUGGCCCAACAACAACAGCUCGCUCAGCAACAACAGCAGCAACAACAGCAGCAACAGCAAAUAGCCCAACAGCAGAUAUUGGCAAAGCAGGUUAUGCAACAGCAGCAACAACAACAACAGCAGCAGCAGCAGCAGCAACAACAACAACAACAACAGGCCUUGCAGCAACAACAAAAAAAUAUAGUACAAUUACAGCAGCAGCAACAGUCCCCUAUGCAUUCUCCACCAUUCCAGCAGCAACAUAUAUCAACAACCUCCUCUCCACAGCAGCCUUCCAAGCCUCUACCUCAGCAACCACAGCCUCUACAGCAGCAGGCAGCCGUCCUUCUUCAGCAACAGCCAUCAUCCCAGCUGGGUUCGCCUGUGCCAUUCAACAGCCAUGCGAGGACUAAUUCUAUUGGCUCCCCUCACAUGGCUGGAUCAAGCGUACCAACUACUUCUGCAGCACCUCUUAGUACUACUCCAUCAGAAGGUGGCGCGAUAUUAGGGCUAACUAGCAUGAAUGUCAACACCAAUAACGCAGAUCAUGGACGACUAUCACCAGCGCUCAAGGAAGGCGCUUCAACAACAUUACCAACCAAAGCUACUGAAUGCUUUGCACAUAAUGACAAGGGCCAAGUAUUGUGGUUUGCGGGGCCACCGCUAGAUGUUGUACCAGUACCCAAGCCUCAUCAUUCAAUGGAGUACUUGACUAAGCGACAGAAGCUAAUGAACAAGAAGAUGCACGAAGUUGGCACGCUUAAUAGCACUCUUACUGGUGUUACAAGAUCAACGAUGGAUACGAGCAGCGAUGAGGAGAAUAUUGGUAGAAUGGAUGCUAUUGUAAAUGUAGACGAGGUACUCCCGACUAUUCUACAAGGCUUAGAAGUACUCAAAGAUCAAUUGAAUCAAGAUGCUCAAAUCAUUCAGAGUGCUUAGUCCUUGCUACUCUAGUC